AAACCACAUCCUCUGUCCUCAACCAGUAACCAAGGCAAGAGAGUGGAUGGUUGGCAGAGGCACUGUCCCUAGGGACGUCGGUUAUGAGUUAGCCAGACACAGGCACCAGAGCCUGGGAGACAAAAAUAAAGACGUGCCUAGGGCUUCGGGAAAAAGAGGAUGGACUCAGUGGAUUCCAAGCUCAACAAGGACCUAAAUAGGGUCCAUCAAAGGACAGAAGGCUGGACAGAAAGAACACUUCAGGAUGGAAAUGGGCUGACACUUUACUGUCGUGUUUCUCUGCAAACUCCCUUUGCUGUUCUCCUGGUUGAGUUUGGUAAGCCUAAGAUAAGACUUGGGGAAAGACCAUCCAUGAAGAUGCUGGCUACACUAAUGAGUUUCUUCUAGCUUUUUUCUACUCACUUUCCCUAUCUAACUUCAUGCUGGGAGCUGGCAUGAGGAUCCCAGUGGCCCACCUGGGGAGGACUCUAGAGGCCCCUUUCCUCUUUGCCCCCCCCAGGCACAUCCUCCCAGGGCAUGGAAGCUGAGAAGCAGACCAAAACUACAGUGGGCUAGUGAGGUGUACCUGCUGAUGAACCCUUUGGACAGCAUUCUGCCCCACCCCUCAGGAAGAAGCAGAAGGAGGGAGGGGGUAAGGCAGAGAAUAAAUAACCCUGACCAGGGAGGUCCACGGGAGUAGGCGGAGACAGAGAGGCUGUAUUUCAGUGCAGCCUGCCAGACCUCUUCGGGAGGAGGACUGGACAAAGCGGGGGUCACACAUUCCCACCAUACAGUUGAGCCUCUACCUGCCUGGUGCUGGUCCCAGUUCAGCUUCUCCAUGAUGGUGGGUCCCAAUGGUAAUGAAUCCAGUGCUACAUACUUCAUCCUAAUAGGCCUCCCUGGUUUGGAAGAAGCUCAGUUCUGGUUGGCCUUCCCAUUGUGCUCCCUCUACCUUAUUGCUGUGCUAGGUAACUUGAUGAUCAUCUACGUUGUGCGGACCGAGCACAGCCUGCACGAGCCCAUGUAUAUAUUUCUUUGCAUGCUUUCAGGCAUUGACAUCCUUAUCUCUACCUCAUCCAUGCCCAAAAUGCUGGCCAUCUUCUGGUUCAAUUCCACCACCAUCCAAUUUGAUGCUUGUCUGCUGCAGAUGUUCGCCAUCCACUCCUUAUCUGGCAUGGAAUCCACAGUGCUGCUGGCCAUGGCCUUUGACCGCUAUGUGGCCAUCUGCCACCCACUGCGCCAUGCUACAGUGCUUACGUUGCCUCGGGUCACCAAAAUUGGUGUGGCUGCUGUGGUACGGGGGGCUGCACUGAUGGCACCCCUUCCUGUCUUCAUCAAGCAGCUGCCCUUCUGCCACUCCAAUAUCCUUUCCCAUUCCUACUGCCUACACCAAGAUGUCAUGAAGCUGGCCUGUGCUGAUAUCCGGGUCAAUGUCAUCUAUGGCCUUAUUGUCAUCAUCUCUGCCAUAGGCCUGGACUCACUUCUCAUCUCCUUCUCAUAUCUGCUUAUCCUUAAGACUGUGUUGGGCUUGACACGUGAAGCCCAGGCCAAGGCAUUUGGUACUUGUGUCUCUCAUGUGUGUGCUGUGUUCAUAUUCUAUGUACCUUUCAUUGGAUUGUCUAUGGUGCACCGCUUUAGUAAGCGGCGUGACUCUCUCCUGCCUGUCAUCAUGGCCAAUAUCUAUCUGCUGGUUCCUCCUGUGCUCAACCCAAUUGUCUAUGGAGUGAAGACGAAGGAGAUCCGACAGCGCAUCCUUCGACUUUUCCACGUGUCCACACACACUUCAGACCCUUAGGUGUCAGCGAUCAAACUUCUUUUCCAUUCAGAGUCCUCUGAUUCAGAUUUUAAUAUCAACAUUUUGGACGACAGUAUUCAGAAAAAAAUUUUCCUUGAUAAAAAUACAACUCAGAUCCUUCAGAUAUGAAACUAGUUGGGGAAUCUCUAUUUUUCAAUAUUAUUUUCUUCCUUUUUUUUUCUCUCUAUACAGUUAUUAAUACCCUGGAUUGGUUGUGGUUGGAGAGUUAUUACUUUCCAUUUUUCCAUGCAGUCCAAAUCUAAACUGCUUCUACUGAUGGUCCACAGCAUUCUGAGACAAGAGUAGUGCAUCUAAAGAACAUUUGCCAAAGGCUUAAACAUGGCAAAAGGAAAAUAAACACAAGAAUAUAAUAAAAUGAGAUAAUCUAACUUAAAACUGUAACUUCCUCUUCAGAACUCUCAACCACAUUGGAUCUCAGAAAAAGACCGUCUUCAAAAUGACUUCUUCAGAGAAGAAAUAAUUUUUCUUCUGGAUGUAGCACUUAAGGGGAAGAUUGGAAGUAAAGCCUUGAAAAGAAUACAUUUAUCUACAUUAAUGAAAGUUGACACAUUCUGCUUUGAUAGUUUUCACAGCAUAUGAACACUGAUUGGACAGUAAUUUUCCUAUUUAAUUUUCUAAUCAACUUUUUAAUUUAGGCAAAGAUAUGAUCAGUACCCUUAUUGUGGCAAUGGAAAAAUUGAUGUUCAGUGAGGAUCAGUGAAUUAAAUGGAGUCAUACAGGUACAAAAAUAAAAAAAAAGACUUUUAAUGCCCAAUUUCAUAUUAUGUGGAAGAACUGUCAGUUAGACCAAUAGGAUAGUGGGUUAGAGAUUUCCAGAAUCUUACAUUUUCUAGAGGAGGUAUUUAAUUUUCUCUCAUUCAUCCAGUGUUGUAUUUAGGAAUUUCCUGACAACAAACUCAUGGCUAUUGAUUAUUGUCCUGGUCCAAUUGUCACUUUACCUGUGUCUUGGAAGCAGAAGUGAUUUCUAGGUCCACCAUUAUGGAAGGUUCUUAUACAACAAAUCUGGCAUGGGGCUUACAGCCAUUUGUUUUAAAAGUUCCAUAGGUGAUUCUGAUAGGCAGGGAGGUUAGGGAGCCACCAGUUGCAAUGGGAAGUAUGGAAUGGCAGGUGUUGAAGACAACAUUGGCCUUUUGAGUGUGACUGGUAGCUGGAAAGUGAGGGAAUCUUCAGGACUAUGCUUUGUUUGGGGCUUUGUGUAGUAUGAAACAGGUACUUUGAGAAAGUAAUCUGACUUAGGCAUGGGAAUCAGGCAUUUCUGCUUCUGAGGGGCUAUUACCAAGUGUUAAUAGGUUUCAUCUUCAACAGGAUAUGACAACAGUCUUAACCCAGAAACUCCAUAACAAAUACUAACACGUGAUCAUGUAUGUGGUGAGAUUCAUUUUCUUCUUCAAUCCUCAGGUUUCCUGAUAUGGAUUCCCAUAACAUCUUUCAUCCCCUUUUGUAAUGUAUAUAAUGUUUGGAAAUGGCUAUUUAAUACUUGUAUUUGCUGCUGGACUAUAAGCCCAUGAGGGCACUGUUUGUUAGUGAGUGUCAUCUGUGUUCAUCAUUGAUUGCUCUUUGCUUAUCACCGAAUCCCCAGCAAAGGGCCUAGAACAUAAUAGUGCUUAUGCUCGAUACUGUCUAUUUUUCACCAAACCUGAUUCCUUCCAUCCUGAACACACAGCCAGGCCAUUGUCCAGCCUUCUUUGAGUUAGGUUUCAUUAAAUUCUAGCCAUUACUUUCAAUGUGAGUGGAAGUGACAUGUACCACUUCUAUACCUGGCUCAUAAAGCCCUCCCAUGUGCAGUCUUUCACGCGGACAUUAAAUGUAACUUGGGAAGCUAUGUUUUACACAUAGCAAACCACCAGAAUCCUGGAUUCCUAAAACAACUGUGCAGGGCCAAACCUCUGUCAUUUGCAAGUCCCCCUUGUAUUUGCAUCAGGCAGUUGGAUAAGUGAAAAAUAAAGUACUAGUGUAUCAAUCUCUGAAAA
Callithrix jacchus (white-tufted-ear marmoset) is the source of this 3765-nucleotide messenger RNA. RefSeq names its product olfactory receptor 51E1. Gene Ontology annotation, molecular function: olfactory receptor activity; G protein-coupled receptor activity. The record is from RefSeq and is a predicted model, not a curated record. Gene Ontology annotation, biological process: G protein-coupled receptor signaling pathway. Gene Ontology annotation, cellular component: plasma membrane. NCBI's taxonomy places the organism in Eukaryota, Metazoa, Chordata, Mammalia, Primates, Cebidae.